This is a messenger RNA of Juglans regia (Persian walnut), 1028 nucleotides long. RefSeq lists its product as uncharacterized. NCBI's taxonomy places the organism in Eukaryota, Viridiplantae, Streptophyta, Magnoliopsida, Fagales, Juglandaceae. The record is from RefSeq and is a predicted model, not a curated record. The coding region runs from base 1 to 522 and encodes 173 amino acids. The transcript is spliced from 4 exons.
AUGAGACACAAAAUUCUCAUUGCUCUUGCAUAUUUGGUAGUGGCACUGGUGGAAAUCUUUUCAACAGAUGCCCAAGGCAAGGAUCCAGCGUCCAGCUGGUUCUCUGUAUUAAAGUUGUACUAUUGGCACUGGCUGGUGGCAGCAAGCGUUCUUAUUGUUUACUUGGCUGUAAUUUAUGGGACAUACGUUCCUGAUUGGAAAUUCACUGUCCUGAACAGAAAUAGUACUGUUGAGAUGACAGUAGCCUGUGGCAUGAGUGGGAAACUGGAUCCUCCUUGUAAUGCAGUAGGAUACAUCGACAGACUGGUGCUAGGACUCAAUCACAUGUAUCAACAUCCAGCUUGGAAGAGAUCUAAGGCUUGCACUGAUAACUCCCCAUAUGAAGGGCCUUUCCGAAGUGAUGCUCCUUCAUGGUGCUAUGCUCCUUUUGAACCGGAAGGAGUUUUAAGGUCUGUUAAAAUCAUUAGUAAUUCAUUUCAUUUUGAUGAACAUUGGAACUCAUGCCUCGAGUCUAGAUUCUAAUUGGUGGGUAAACAGUUCUAUCUUUUUUUCCAAAUAAUCUAAUGACAUAAGAUUAGUGACAUAGUGAGAAUUACUGUGAAUUUUGGCUGUCUAAUUGAUUUUCAGCUAUCCUUUGUAGUGAGUAUUACUGUGAAUUUUGGUUGUCUAAUUGAUUUUCAGCUAUCCUUUGCCAAACUAGUUUGUGAAGGACAGUGCUAAGAAUGAAAGAAAAGUUUAAUAUAAUAACACAUUAUAUCUACACAAAUUUAAAAAGAAAGGAAUUGAAGAUGAGAACUUAUUGUUAUUCCUUAAAAAGUUAAAAAUAUACUUGAGAAGGCUUCCCUUACUCUAAGAGGCAAGCUUACCCUUUUAACCACUUGAUUGCAGCAAUUUACUCACUUCUUACACCCAGAGAGUAAUGUUCUUAAGCAUGAAUCUCAUGAAUGUUCCAAUUGGCAAUGAUGGGAAGUCUAUGAUGAAUGUGCUCCAACUACUGAUGUGGUGGAUUUGUGAACCUUGAAAAUUUA